Molecule: messenger RNA, 2870 nt
Organism: Zonotrichia leucophrys gambelii
Lineage: Eukaryota; Metazoa; Chordata; Aves; Passeriformes; Passerellidae
Gene: GFOD2
Product: Gfo/Idh/MocA-like oxidoreductase domain containing 2
Exons: 4
Coding region: 336-1493 (385 amino acids)
Biological process (GO): extracellular matrix organization
Cellular component (GO): extracellular matrix
Molecular function (GO): nucleotide binding
Source: RefSeq, a predicted model, not a curated record
AGGGCCGCCGCCCCGGGAGCGCGCGGCCGCCUCGGGAGCGCGCCCGGCCCGAGGAUGCGCCAGGCGGGACAACCCCGGUGGCCCGGCCGGGCACAGGGUGUUCCCGCUGCUGCUGUCCCCGCACGGUCCUCGCUGCCACCUUCGGCCUCGGGCGGCACCUGUGGGAAGAGCCGUGCCUGGAGCGGGGCCUUGGCUGCCGUGCUGCGGAGCAGGAAGGACAGAGUGCUGUGCCGGGCUUGUCUCCAGGAGCUGUGGAUGGAACCCCAAGCUGAGGAGCCAAACCUUUUACUGAAGGCCUGUGUGUAGACCCUGAUGCUUGAAUGAAUGAAUGAAGAAUGAAAAUGCUCCCUGGAGUGGGUGUGUUUGGAACUGGUAGUGCUGCCCGGGUCCUGGUGCCCCUGCUGAGGGCAGAAGGCUUCUCCAUUGAAGCUCUCUGGGGCAAGACUGAGGAGGAGGCCAAGCAGCUGGCAGAGGAAAUGAACAUCUCCUUCUACACGAGCCGCACCGACGACGUCCUGCUGCACCAGGACGUGGAUUUGGUCUGCAUCAACAUCCCUCCACCCCUGACUCGGCAGAUUGCUGUCAAGGCUCUAGGAAUAGGGAAGAACGUGCUGUGUGAGAAAGCUGCUACCUCUGUGGAUGCCUUCAGGAUGGUGACAGCUGCCAGGUACUACCCCAAGCUGAUGAGCAUCGUUGGCAACGUGCUGCGGUUCCUGCCCGCCUUCGUGAAGAUGAAGCAGCUGAUAGAGGAGCACUACGUGGGCAACGUCAUCGUCUGCGACGCGCGGGUCUACGGGGGCAGCCUGCUCAGCCCCCAGUACAACUGGAUCUGUGACGAGCUCAUGGGAGGGGGCGGCCUGCACACCAUGGGCACCUACAUCAUCGACCUGCUGAGCCACCUGACCAGCAGGAGGGCUGAGAAGGUGCACGGGUUGCUCAAGACGUUUGUGAAGCAGAACACGGCCAUCAGCGGCAUCCGCCACGUCACCAGCGACGACUUCUGCGUUUUCCAGAUGCUCAUGAGCGACGGCGUCUGCUGCACUGUGACUCUCAACUUCAACAUGCCCGGCUCCUUCAGCCACGAGGUCAUGGUCGUGGGCUCUGCCGGCCGCCUCAUAGCGCGGGGCACAGACCUGUACGGGCAGAAGAACUCUGCUCUCCAGGAGGAGCUGCUCUUCACAGACUCCCUGCCUGUCAACAAGGGCCUUCUGGAGAAGGGCUUCAAGGACAUCCCUCUGCUCUACCUGAAAGGAAUGGUGUACAUGGUGCAAGCCCUGAGGCAGUCUUUCCAAGAGCAGGAAGACCGUCGGACGUGGGAUCAUAAACCUGUGGCUAUGGCAGCCUCUUUUGAGGAUGGCCUGUACAUGCAGAGUGUGGUAGAGGCCAUCAAGAAAUCCAGUAGGUCAGGUGAGUGGGAGACUGUGGAGGUGAUGACUGAGGAACCAGAUGCCAACCAAAACCUCUGUGAGGCGCUUCAAAGAAAUAACUUAUGAACAUUCCUACCUUGGAAAAUACUACUUCUGGCUGUAAUGUAAAAAAACACGGUUUUUAAGAUAUGUAGAUUCUUAUUUAAUAGCCUGAGUUUCUUGUUUUUUUUUUAAACAUGUAAAAUAUGUUCUCAUAGGAACAGUUCUGGUUUAAAUUGUUUGAAGAGUUUUAAAUGUUUCUGUUUUUUGCAAACAUUUAAUUUUUGUCUUGGAGACUGGUAGGAAAACUUGAAUUGCCCUUUGCACUUGCAGUAGCUUAAGUGAAUUGUGGGAUCUCUGCCAUUGCGUGGCUUGGAAAUGAGACACAACCCCUGUUGCACAGGUUGCUGAUUUAACCAUGAGAGCACAUAGAGCAAGAUCAGGGAGUAUCUGUUGUUCAGAUGCCUUUUUCCUGUCUCUUGGAGACUGAUUUAUGUUUUAAUCCUCAGUUUGUAAAAUUUUAGAAAAGAGUUCAGUGAUGUAACAAGUCUCUGAACUCCUAUAGGACAAAAAGUAGAAGGAAUGGAUUAAAGUUAGCAACAUACAGAUCAGCCUUUUGGCUUCCUGUAUGUGGUGAAUGUCUUUCAAAUUCAUUCAAACUGAUGUUUUAUUUAAAUGAUACUAUAAUUCUUUGUUGUUGGUGUCUUGGCAGGAAAAUAUUCAGGAAGUCUGUGAUGCAUUUGAGCUAUUCUUCCAUAUCUGUAGACAUUAUUCCUUCUACUCAAGAGGCUGCCUGCAUCCAGCAGCUGUUUUUCCAUAAGCUCAGUGCUUAUGUCAGUUGUGUUUACUGCCUGGCAGCACCAGUGCCGUGCCUGUGGGGCCACGUUCUCAUUGCUGUGACUGUUACUAAAUAAAUGCCUCCCUGGGUCAUGGGACUGCCACAGUGUCCUGGUAACAAAGUUGUACAGCAUGAACCUUUCAGGGCCCUGAAAGUGGAAGGAAGGAGGUAUUUCCUACCUCUUGCAGCUCUCUUCAUGUGCUGGCUGGGUAACUGUCACACUACACACAUGCUGAUAGUUGAGAGAACAGGGACUGAACUGCCAUGGGUAAAAGUGCUCUGGAUCUCAAACACUGGCUGUUAACCCUCUGGGCCAGAACAUCUACCCUCCCUCCUGCAGCUGGUGUCCAGUGGAGAGAUUUGUUGGCAGAUGAUGGGUGGAAGUUCAUUCCUUUUGAGAAAUGUUUCUCUCUGAGGCAGGUAUGUGGAAAGGAUAGUCUAAUUUUACUACAUUUGUUUUGUGUACUUGAAAGCUUUUUUUUUUAAACGUAUUUCCCACUAAAUUGUAACCCUGUGUAUUUAUGUAUAUUAACAUGCACGCUGCUGUUCCAUAAGCUGGACCUUCCUGAAAAGUAUCAUGUUUUCUACAGAAAAUAAAAAGUUGUGUUUGUUGAGGGAAUUAUCUA